AUGUCGAAUCCUCUCCCCUGGCUGUUCUUCCCAUCGUCCACUCUGUCCUGCAGGCCUUUCGACUAAGGCAGUGGAUCCAGGAGUGGUCGACCCCCAGCAUCAGCAUCGCCCAGGAGCAUCCUGAAACCCUCUUGUAGGAAGCAAGUUUGUGUACUCCUCUCCGUAAGAAGUUACAGUAACUCACUCAUCCAGGGCAAGAGAAUACACAUGUUCUAAAGCUGCCAACAUACUUCCUCACGCGCGAUGAGUCAGUACAAACACACAGGCGGCGAAGAACCCAAUGAACUUCACCUCUCUUGGCUCGGCCAGGCACAGUUCCUCUCGGCCCACGACAAAACCGUGGAAUCAAUGGCUCCGCCAGCUUGCAACCAUAAAACUAAGGACCAACAAUACGUAAAUUUGGAACUUACGUAUUCUGAUUGAUAGCUAAUUACACAUGUAUCCCAGCUAAUUACGCUUCUAUCUAGCAAUUAUCUAUAAAAGAUUGCUUCUCAUAACUACUAGCUGUGGUUCUUGCUUUUUUUGUUUGUUUGUUUUUUUGGUGCAUAGAACCCUUUGAGAAUCUGAUGACGGCUACUGACCUGCCACAGAAAAAUGCUGAGAUAGAAUGUUCCACAUGCAAUGUCAGGUGGUUUGUGGGUCCUUAAAGGUGACUGAGGACCCUGAUGUGAGUUAUGACAAGUUUAAAAUUACUCAAUAAUUUCAUAAUGAUCCUGACAUUUAUUGCUUUGAUUACCAGGAGAACAUCUAAAAGCAGGAUAUAAAAGCAUCACUCUAUGCAGAGACUAUUUCUGGACAUGUAUAUUAAAUAUGAGAAAUUGUGAAUGGAGGCUGCCUCCGGUAUAAGGCACUGAGGGGGGCUGGAAUGAGAGGAGGAUUCAUACUUUUUCAUUGGAUAUCCUUCUGCAGUUUAUUUAUUUUUUUUCCAUGUGCAUGCAUUACUUUCCUAAUUAAACAAAGAGUUAAGUAAAAGUCAUUUCAGUGAAGAAUUAUACACGACCCAUUGUUGCCUGCAUGUCUGCCUACCCAGCAGGGUGGGUCCCACAUCAGCCGGCACAAGGCAAAGCAUCAGUCCAGGAGAGAUGAGGAAUCAUGUCUACUGGGUCUUCAACACAGGUCAUUAAAAGUUCCAAAUGGGAGGGGAGGGUGAAUAUUGUUUCAUGUGUGUGUGUGUGUGUGUGUAUGUGUGUGUGUGCGCUUUCUGGCCAGCAGCAUUCCUUCUUUGCCCCAUUUCUCAGCCCCAACAUUCCACUUUCCCUUACUGACUUGAGAAGCUCCUGUCGUUCAGAAAACCACCCCUUGUCUGCCAUGUGCUGCCAACACUCCCUCCACGUACCAUCUGAAUGCAUCCAAGUUUUAAAAUUUUAGGAGUCUAAUCUAUUGAUCAUGUUCAAUAAUUUCUUUUAUAAUUUUACCUCUUACUGUCACGCUGAAAGAGCCCCUUUCUGAAAGGGGCUCUAGAAACUUCACAUAGGGGAAACGUGGCGGUCACCACCUUACCCCAGAGAUCGAGGCUGACACAGAGAGUCCUGUUGAUAGUAUUAAAUCAAGCCAGGAUGCAACCGAGAAAGACACUUCGCCCCUGUGGGCCUCUUUCCUAAGCCCAAGGCUCUGUCCAGUCAUGAGAAGCCAUCAGAAAAACCCGAAUUCAGGGACAUUCUACAAAAUACUGACCAGUGCCCUUCAAAGCUCUUAAGGUCAUGAAAUUCAAGGAAAUACUGAGAAACUAUGGCAGACUGGGAGAGACUAAGGAGACAGGUGGUAUCUUGGAUUGGAUC
Microcebus murinus (gray mouse lemur) is the source of this 1778-nucleotide messenger RNA. The record is from RefSeq and is a predicted model, not a curated record. NCBI's taxonomy places the organism in Eukaryota, Metazoa, Chordata, Mammalia, Primates, Cheirogaleidae.